GCCAGCACUGAGACAGAGAGAACCUUUAUGACAUGCCGGGCCAGAACACGCAGGCUAGGGGUCUCCCACAUUCCGGCGUAGGGCUCGAGAAUCCCCAAGUCUCUGUCUGUACAAGUGCCCGGGUAAGCAGCGUCCGGCACAUGCCCUCCUCCGCCUCCUCUCCAGGCUCCAGCAGCGGCGCGCUCUCCUCUCCGGGGGGGCCUCUUCCUCCUGGCGCACGGCCGGGGGACCCACUCGCUUGCUCGCUCGCUCGCUCGCCCUUCCCCGCAGCGCCGGCACUCAGCCGCCCAGCACCUGCCCGGCCCCCUUCAGGCGCCCCGCUAGGGAGCCACAACCGGGCGCCGCCGCCGCUGCGCGCCGCAUUCCGCCGAGCGCGCGACUUGGGCUGCUGCUCGGCGGCGCUUGCCCACCGCUGCUGCUGCUUCGCCUGCUGCUCGUCUCGUCUCGUCUCGGGCGCCGCCUCCUCCUCCUCCUCGCCAGCUCCGGGGGAGAGGCGGAUGUGAGCGCAGAGCAGCCCGCACUGGAAA
Molecule: messenger RNA, 527 nt
Organism: Hemicordylus capensis (graceful crag lizard)
Lineage: Eukaryota; Metazoa; Chordata; Lepidosauria; Squamata; Cordylidae
Product: potassium/sodium hyperpolarization-activated cyclic nucleotide-gated channel 2-like
Exons: 2
Coding region: 33-503 (156 amino acids)
Source: RefSeq, a predicted model, not a curated record